AAGCGUCACGUUAUCGGCCAGGAUGUCCUGGAGCCAACCUGCUGGUGUGUACAUUCCAUAUUACAGGUGAUACGACAACGGGCAGGACGACUAGAAACUCCAGUGAUGGAAUCUCUCCAGAACAAAGUGACUAUCAUCACAGGUGGAGGAGCGGGAAUAGGAAGAGAAACGGCGCUUCUUUUUGCUAAAUAUGGAGCUAAGCUAGUACUAGCCGACCUCAAUAUAAGUGGUGCUGAAGCUGUAGCAGUGGAAUGCAAAAAGGCAGGGCUAUCAGAAGAUGAUGUUCUUGCUGUCGAAGCAAACAUCACAAAUGAAGACGACAGAAAGAAAGUCAUCGAUGAAUGCAUUUCAAAGUUUGGCAGACUGGAUGUGUUGAUAAAUAAUGCUGGGAUAGGAAGAUUUGCACCACUGUCACAAACACCAUCGGACAUGUAUGAUUCUUUGAUGGAUCUGAACGUGAAGGCACAGCUCUAUAUAACACAACUAGCUGUUCCGCAUCUUAAGGCAUCUAAAGGUAACAUUGUUAAUCUUGCAAGCAUUGUAGCAGAGGAAGCGAUGCCGUAUACUGGCGUUUACGGAAUGACUAAAGCAGCUGUGGCAAUGUUUACAAAAACCCUGGCACUGGAAAUGGCCCAGUUUGGAGUACGUGUGAAUGAAGUAAGACCUGGCGUUGUGUUCACGAAUUUCUAUGAUGGCAUGACUGGCGGAAAUACUGAGAUCUUGCAGAAAACGAUGAUGGGAGAAAAUAGCAAACACCCAAUGGGACGGCUUCCAAAAACCGAGGAGAUAGCCAAUGCAAUUGCUUUUCUGGCGUCGGACAUGGCGUCCUUCACAACCGGAAACGCCCUUUAUGUCGACGGCGGACGUCACUGUGUUGGAGCUGGAUUUGCUUCACGGCCAAUGACCGCAUGAAGCAUAAUUGUUAUAUGUAGCAUAAUGCAAAGGGCUGUUAUGAUACACAUAUUUAGAUUUAACAUAAUAUAAUGCACAUCGUCUUUAUAUCAGAUGGUUGUUAACUUAAUUCGCAGGCCUCAGCCAAAAAUAUAAGCAAAAAUAGAAUUGAAAUUAUUUGUUGUAUUUGUGUGAACACAUGGGUAUGCAUCAGAUCGGAGUACUGAUAUCGAGAGCCUAUCUCAGCUUUCCGUGACAUUUUGGUAAAUACUUUGUAUUGAUAUCAACACUCUCUGCCAGGAUUCCGUUAAAGUAAGGAAAACUGACAAAGACUACCUGUCUCGGCAUUCCUUGACGGUAUUGUAUGCUGAUAUCAACAACUUUCCCCGGGAUUCCGUGAACGUCUUGUAUACUGAUAUCAAAACAUGUCUCGUCUCGGGAUUCCGUUAGUCAGCUAUACAGUUAUAUGUAUCAGCAACCUGUCUCGGGAUUCCGGGGAUCCGUUACAGUCAGGUAUACUGCCAAUGUCUUUGCAUUUCGAAUUUGCUGCCACAUGAUAUAACAACUACAGUGGAUGUAUAUCAAAUAGUGUUUCGUGUUGGUUUAAAAACAGAAAUAAACACGUUGAAUAUUU
Messenger RNA from Mizuhopecten yessoensis (Yesso scallop), 1525 nucleotides. Its product is annotated as 3-oxoacyl-[acyl-carrier-protein] reductase FabG-like. The record is from RefSeq and is a predicted model, not a curated record. The coding region runs from base 106 to 912 and encodes 268 amino acids. The transcript is spliced from 9 exons. Gene Ontology annotation, molecular function: oxidoreductase activity. Lineage: Eukaryota; Metazoa; Mollusca; Bivalvia; Pectinida; Pectinidae.